This is a messenger RNA of Miscanthus lutarioriparius, 1185 nucleotides long. The record is from the annotation of a GenBank genome assembly. Lineage: Eukaryota; Viridiplantae; Streptophyta; Magnoliopsida; Poales; Poaceae.
AUGGCUCUGGACGGCCCGGCGGAGCGACGGGACGAGGUACAGGUGGCGAUGGGGAACGGAAACGGCGUUGCGCCGUCUCAACCGUCGCGGCCAGCCGGUCGGCCAGCGGCGACGGCGGCGCCAUACGCGGACCGGCGGCUGCGGCUUAACCCAAAUGCGGAGCUCAAGCCGCAGGACUACAGCGACGUGCGCGGCGAGUACGCGCCGGCCGUGUACAGCGCACUCGAGCGGCAUCUCCCACCCAGCCUCCUCGAUGCCGACCGUGAUGUCAAGCUACACUUCAUGCGGGACAUUCUCGCGCGCUACUGGCCCCAGGGCGAGCGUAACAAGGUGCAAAGGCACAGAGAAUACAGGCAGAGGAUACUCCACCUUUACAAGCCUCUUCAUGAAGAAUUAUACAAUAUGCAUCCUUCAGUGUUCUUCUUACCAACAUUCCUUGAAGCAGUUAGGAGCAAUACAGAAGAAAGCUUUAGAAGUAUUAUGACUGAGCCAAUUCCUGGUGUUUAUUCGUUUGCUAUGUUGCAACCUACUUUCUGUGAGAUGUUAUUGGAGGAGGUAGAGAACUUUGAAAAAUGGGUCCAUGCUAUGAAAUUUAAGAUAAUGAGGCCAAAUACAAUGAACAAGUAUGGUGCUGUCCUUGAUGAUUUUGGCCUGGAAGCUAUGCUGAACCAGUUCAUGGAACAGUUCAUAGCUCCAAUUUCUAAAGUUUUUUAUCCUGAGGUUGGUGGAGGAACAUUGGACUCCCAUCAUGCUUUUAUUGUUGAAUAUGGGAAAGACAGGGAUCUUGAACUAGGUUUUCAUGUGGAUGAUUCAGAAGUUACAUUAAAUGUUUGCCUUGGAAAACAAUUCUCUGGUGGUGAAUUAUAUUUCCGAGGUAUUCGGUGUGAGAAUCAUGUGAAUUCAGAGACACAACAUGAGGAAAUGUAUGACUACACACAUAUUCCUGGUCGGGCUGUACUCCACCGUGGUCGACACAGGCAUGGUGCUCGAGCUACUUCAUCUGGUCUCAGAAUCAAUCUGCUUUUGUGGUGCCGGAGCUCUGUGUUCAGGGAGAUGAAAAAAUACCAGAAGGAUUUUCCGAGUUGGUGUGGUGAAUGCCAGCGCGAAAAGAGGGAAAGGCAGAGUCAGUGCGUUAAAGCAACCAAGAUGGCGUUUCUCAGGGGUUCUGGAGGUGCAACGAUUUAG